AUGUUCGUCUGGGCCGAUGGUGCAGCUCGGUGCGUCCCGCGGUGUCAUAACGGAGCCGUGUGCCGCGCCCCCAACCGCUGCCUGUGCCGCGCCGGUUUCCACGGCGACCGGUGCCAGUUCUCCACGGUGACGGUCCUGUACGCGACGACGACGGCGUCCGAGUCCCCGCCGGCCAAUCAGAGCCGAGCGCUCAGGAGGGUCCGCGUGGUCGUCGGGCUGAAACGGAAACAGCAGCAGCAGCAACAGCAGCAGGUCGACACGAGUCCAGGUGUGAGUUUGACCGAGGAAGGAAACAAAUCUGAGAAUGAAAUUUUGUCGAGAGCCGAGGAAAGACACGAGAGACACGAGAAAGACGAGAGAGACGAGAAAGACGAGAGAGCGGAGGAGGGAGGAGCGAGAAAAACUACUGCAGCUGCCGGUCCAGUUGUGGGUGCAGAGUUUCCUGACGAGAGGCCAGAGGAGAAUGAGCUGGUGAAGUCUGUGGAGAAAAAGAAGAAAGCAGCUUUGAGCGUCCGCGAGGUCCAGUCUCUGCUCCUGAAAAAAGCCGCUGGACGCUCGGGAGACAAGAUGGCCGCCCUCCUCAUGAGGCACAUCGAGAAGCGGCGCGGGCGACUCCGCUCCGUCACCGCGGCGACCGGCCACCGCGUCUCCACGGCGACGGGCGACAACAGCCACGUCGGCGUGCGAACGAGAGAGAGAGUCCUCCACACCCACAGGGGGCAGUACACCGUCCGCAUCACCACAGGAGACGGACAGAGCGCCGCCGCCGCCGCCGAGAGACGGACGACGGGAGCGACGGGAGCGACGGGAGCGACGGGAGCGACGGGAGCGAGGGAAGAGCGAGCCGGAGGAGUCGUGGUCGGAGGAGGAGGAGAGAGGAUCCAGGUGACGUUCACUCCCAGCGUGUGCCAGGUGCGCUGUGCGGCCGGACGCUGCGUGAACGUGUGCGACCGGGGAGAGGUCACCACCGUGUUCAGCAGCAGCAGCGACGGGACGGGACCCGACGGCGGCGGCGGCGGUGCCCCCUUCAGAGUCUACCUGUGCCCGCUGCUGUGUAAGAACGGGGGGGUGUGUCUGCAGAAGGACCGCUGUCUGUGCCCACCAAACUUCACCGGGAAAUUCUGCCAAAUCCCGGUUCCCCCGGGAUCCUCGAACGCACCGUCCACCGGCCCCGCCCACCACGACGCCUCCUCCAAUCACAGCCCGCCCUCCUCUCUGCUCUCAGCCAAUCUCACGCGCUCCGAGUUUGUCCUGCCCCUCGGACCAAAGCAGGAGACUCAGAGCGCCGGAGCUCCCAGUCCUCCCAUGGUGAAGGUGAGAGUCCAGCACCCCCCAGAGGCCAGCGUCAAAGUGCACCAGGUCCUCAAGGUGCGCUCGGGGGUCACGUCGGGGUCAGCGGGGUUUCCGGCGCCGGUGUCCAGGGGCGUCCAGGCUCAGACCGUCUCAGGGGGCGGGACUUACACCCACCAAUCAGGAUUCAAGUACUGCUUCAGAGAAGUCCAGCAGGGCCAGUGCAGUUCUCCUCUCCCUGGGCUCCGGAGCAGAGAGACGUGCUGCAGGGGCAUCGGGAAAGCCUGGGGCAUCAACGACUGUGAGCUGUGCCCCGACCGCACAGACAGAGGAAACAGCAGUUGUCCUUUCGGUUAUGAGACGGUCAAUGGGACACAGUGUGAAGACAUAAACGAGUGUGAGGAGCGGGGCCGCUGUGAGCACGGUCUGUGCGUGAACACUAGGGGGAGCUACAGCUGUGUGUGCAGUGAGGGCUUCAUCCUGGACGCCACCCACGGCCUCUGUAUCUCUCACAGAGUGAUCUCGGAUGAGAAGGGUCAGUGUUUCCGGGUGGUGUCUCCUCUUUCCUCUCCUCUUUCUUGCUCUCUGCCGAUCCUUCGCUCCAUCACCAAACAGAUCUGCUGCUGCAGUCGCGUGGGGAAGGCGUGGGGGGAGGACUGCCAGAGGUGCCCCCCCUUCGGAUCAGCUGCGUUUAAGGAGAUCUGUCCGGCCGGUCCGGGGUAUCAUUACUCCGCCUCGGCGCUGCAGUUCAACCACAGAGCCAUCGAGCAGCUGGGCCACCGGGGGGCGCUGCUGCUGCCGUCCAACUCCUCACACAGAGACACAGCAGGCUUCAGUCCUGCUUCUGGAUCGGUCCAAACCAGACCCAGUCCUCCUCAGUCCAACAGUAUCCCAAAUCCUUCUGACCCAAGGAAACCUGAGCCUCCAGAGUCCAGGACCAGACCAGUCUCUGGCCAGACCGAGUCCGGGACCAGACCAUCGUCUCCUCAGGGCUCACAGAGACACAGUGCGGGGGGGGCGUGUCAGGCCAGGCCAGGUGUUUGUGGGCGGGGCCUGUGUGUGAAUCAGCCACUGGGGAGGUACAGCUGUCUGUGUCACCACGGAUACGAGCCCAACGCACUCAACAGCACGUGCCAAGACACAGACGAGUGCAGACGGAGCCCCUGUGGACCUCACGCUCGCUGUGAAAACUCCCCCGGCAGCUACAGGUGUGUCUGUCACCACGGAUACAAGCAACGAGGACUCACCUGCACAGACGUGGACGAGUGUGAGGACCCUCUGCUGUGUCCGGGGCAGGAGUGUGUGAACUCUGAAGGCUCCUACAGCUGUGUGACCUGUAAACCAGGGUUUGGACUCCUGCACCGACAGUGUACAGACAUAGACGAGUGUCGUCAGGCGCCCUGCACCAACGGACGAUGUGAAAAUACUCCAGGAAGUUACCGCUGCAUCUGUCGCCACGGAUACCGCCUCAGCAACAACUCCUGCUCAGACGUAGACGAGUGUGCAGAUCCGUCUCAGUGCCCGGGACAGAUGUGUGUGAACUCUGUGGGCUCGUACAGAUGUGUGUCCUGUCGCAUUGGAUACAGACUCCGCAACAGACAGUGCAUCGACAUAGACGAGUGCGAGGAGAGGAGGCCGUGUCCUGGGCAGACGUGUGUGAACUCUGAAGGAUCCUACAGCUGCGUGUCCUGCUCCGAAGGAUACACCUCUGUCAACGGAGUCUGCACCGACGUAGACGAGUGUGCAGAUCCGUCUCAGUGUCCGGGACAGAUGUGUGUGAACUCUGUGGGCUCGUACAGAUGUGUGUCCUGUCACCACGGAUACACCGCUCGAGACGGCUCCUGUCACGACGUAGACGAGUGUCUCUCCUCCCCCGCUCCCCGGUCGUGUCCGUCUCACAGAGUCUGUAUAAACUCUCUGGGCUCCUUCAAAUGUGACUGUGCUGCAGGAUACAGACCAGGACCAGGACGCAGCUGCACAGAUAUAGACGAGUGCCAGCAGGGGGCGCUGUGCUCUGGAGGAGACUGUAUAAACACUCCAGGCUCCUUCUCCUGCGUCUGUCCUCAAGGCUUCAUCCUGAGCCACAGCAACACCAGCUGCAACGACGUAGACGAGUGUCAGAGGUCGGGCGUGUGUGAAGGGGGUCGCUGUGUGAACUCUGACGGCUCCUAUCACUGUGUGUGUGACCGAGGCUACAGCCCCAGCCCCGAGAGGAGCCACUGUCUGGAUGUGGACGAGUGCGUCGCGUCUCAGGGUUCGGUCUGCGGGUCUCGGCGCUGUGAAAACACCAUCGGCUCUUUCCGCUGCCUCAGCCUCUGUCGGCCCGGAUUCACCGUGUCCCCCACUGGAGAGUGUGUGGCAUCUCCAGCAUUGGCCUCUACCUCUGACCACGCCUCCUCUUCAAGCUCCUCCUCCUCUACAGGCUCUUCCCACUCCUCUACAGGCUCCUCCCACUCCUCUACAGGCUCCUCCUCUUCUGCCAGAGGCUCCUCCCCCUCUGUCUCUUCAGGCUCCUCCCCUUCUGCCAGAGGCUCCUCCCCCUCUGUCUCUUCAGGCUCCUCUUCCUCCGUCUCAACGCACUUCCCACUCAAGCUCCUCCCUCUCCCCAGACGCUUCCUCCUCUGUUUCUGGCUCCUCCCCCUCUUCUACAGGCUCCUCCCACUCCUCUGCAGGCUCCUCCCCUUCUGCCAGAGGCUCCUCCCCAUCCUCCCACUCCCCAGACGCCUCCUCCUCUGCAGGUUCCUCGCCGUUUGUCUCUCGCUCCUCUCCUUCCUCACACUCCCCAGACGCUUCCUCCUCUGCUUCUGGCUCCUCCCACUCCUCGCAGGCUCCUCCCCUUCCGUCUCUCGCUCCUCCCCUUCCUCCCACUCCCCAGACGCUUCCUCCUCCGCUUCCGGCUCGUCCCCCUCAGUUUCACGCGCCUCCCCACCUGUCUCUGGCUCCUCCCCCUCCGUCUCUGGCUCCUCCCCCUCGGUCCCUGGCCCCUCCUCCCUCUCCCCAGACGCCUCCCCUCUGCCCCUCGGUGGCCGUGGGGAGCUGCGCGAGUGUUAUUACGACCUGGACAGCGGCGUCUGCAGUGUCCUCUCGUCCAACACGACGGCUCAGGAGUGCUGCUGUACGGAGGGGCGGGGCUGGGGGCGGGGCUGCGUGUACCACACCUGUCCCCUCCCACACACAGACGAGUUCCGGAGUCUGUGUCCAAACGGCCGAGGAUACGUGACCACCGGACCCGGAGCCUUCGACUACACAGAUGUGGAUGAGUGUAAGCGUUUUGGUCCUGAGGUUUGUAAAAGUGGAGUUUGUGUGAACAACAUCCCUGGGUUCAGCUGCUACUGCCCCAGCGGCUACACCUACAACCGCACCCUGCUGGAGUGUUCAGAUCAUGACGAGUGUGAGGAGGAGAGCUGCUCUGGGGGACUCUGCGUCAACACCCAAGGGUCCUUCUACUGCAGCUGCCCCCACCCCCUGGUCCUGGACGACACCCAACGCAACUGUGUCAACGCCACGCCACCUGCCCUGGAUGAGAAUGUCUCCCUCUGCUGGCAGCACGUGAGCGCUGACCUGUUGUGUCAGUCUCUGCUGCUCAGGGUUCAGCUCAGCUUCAGCGACUGUUGCUGUUUGUACGGACAAGGAUGGGGCCUGGAGUGUGCCCUGUGUCCACGCACUGAUACUGAGGACUACGCCCGUCUGUGCAGCUCCGUGCAGUCUCCGGUCUACCCCGAACUUUUCCCAGACCCCGGGACCGGACCAGGGUCUAGAGCCGGACCAGGACCUGCCAGAGAAGGACCUCCAGUGCCGUACUUCCCUCCGUUCUCCUCGGAGCUCUACCCUCCGGCUCUGGACUAUGACGACUCCAGAGGGCGCUAUGACGACUCCGCUCCUGCGGGGGGCGGCAGAGGCGGGUACGACCCGGGCUACAUCGGUUCUCCGUACGGAGGAGGAUACUACCCAGAACCAGACUAUGAUCCCGAUACUCCCUACAGUCCGGAUGGAUCCAGGUUCAGUCCGGAUGGGUCCAGGUUCAGUCCGGAUGGUUCCAGCUUCAGUCCAGAUGGUUCCAGCUUCAGUCCAGACGGGUCCAGGUUCAGUCCUGACGGGUCCAGCUUCAGUCCAGACGGGUCCAGGUUCAGUCCAGACGGGUCCAGGUUCAGUCCUGACGGGUCCAGGUUCAGUCCAGACGGGUCCAGGUUCAGUCCGGAUGGAUCCAGGUUCGGUUCGGACUCCAGGCCCUUCCUGGUCCCUCCUGAUCCCAGAUCCGAGGAGGCCUUCGAGGUCCAGACUCCGCCCGCUUCAGAACGGUUCUACCCCGAGACCAGAGAAGAGGACUGGAGUCGAUUCCCCCCGUUCACCAGACCUGGACUGAGGAGGGUCUACGACAGGCGGUUCGAGGCGGUGGAGGAGGACUGUGGGAUCGCAGACGGUUGUGUGAACGGUCGCUGCAUUCGCGUCGCCGAGGGUUACACCUGCGACUGUUACCAUGGAUACGAGCUGGACCUGACCUCCAUGACCUGCACAGACGUGAACGAGUGCGAGGGCGGCGUGCGGCUGGAGUUCCCCUGCAUCAACGCUCGCUGCGUGAACACGGAGGGAUCGUACCGCUGCGUGUGUCGCCGCGGAUACGUCCUGUCCAACCGCCCCAACUACUGCGUCUCCGCCUGAGCUACAGCGUCAACCUGAACCAC
This is a messenger RNA of Boleophthalmus pectinirostris (great blue-spotted mudskipper), 5972 nucleotides long. Its product is annotated as latent-transforming growth factor beta-binding protein 4-like. The record is from RefSeq and is a predicted model, not a curated record. NCBI's taxonomy places the organism in Eukaryota, Metazoa, Chordata, Actinopteri, Gobiiformes, Gobiidae. Gene Ontology annotation, molecular function: calcium ion binding.